Messenger RNA from Camelus dromedarius (Arabian camel), 2814 nucleotides. It is a transcript of the gene SPTLC1, whose product is annotated as serine palmitoyltransferase long chain base subunit 1. Bases 52 to 1473 code for a protein of 473 amino acids. The transcript is spliced from 15 exons. NCBI's taxonomy places the organism in Eukaryota, Metazoa, Chordata, Mammalia, Artiodactyla, Camelidae. The record is from RefSeq and is a predicted model, not a curated record. Gene Ontology annotation, cellular component: endoplasmic reticulum. Gene Ontology annotation, biological process: sphingosine biosynthetic process; ceramide biosynthetic process. Gene Ontology annotation, molecular function: serine C-palmitoyltransferase activity; pyridoxal phosphate binding.
GUCUGACGCGCCUGCGACCCGCCUUCCGGAAGGAAUCCCCAGCGGCCAAGUAUGGCGGCCGUCGCGGAGCAGUGGGUGCUGGUGGAGAUGGUACAGGCGCUGUAUGAGGCUCCUGCUUAUCAUCUUAUUUUGGAAGGAAUUUUAAUACUCUGGAUAAUCCGACUUCUUUUUUCUAAAACUUACAAAUUACAAGAACGAUCUGAUCUUACACUCAAGGAAAAGGAAGAACUGAUUGAAGAGUGGCAGCCGGAACCUCUUGUCCCUCCUGUCUCGAAAGACCAUCCUGCUCUCAACUACAACAUCGUUUCAGGCCCUCCGAGCCACAACAUUGUGGUGAACGGAAAAGAAUGCGUCAACUUUGCCUCAUUCAAUUUUCUUGGAUUGCUGGAUAACCCUAGGGUCAAGGCGGCAGCUUUGGCAUCUCUAAAGAAGUACGGUGUGGGGACCUGUGGCCCCAGAGGAUUCUAUGGCACGUUCGAUGUGCACUUGGAUUUGGAAGACCGCCUGGCAAAAUUUAUGAAGACAGAAGAAGCCAUUAUAUACUCGUACGGGUUUGCCACGAUCGCCAGCGCUGUCCCUGCUUACUCCAAGCGAGGGGACAUUGUGUUUGUAGAUAAAGCUGCCUGCUUUGCUAUUCAGAAAGGAUUACAGGCCUCGCGCAGUGACAUUAAGCUGUUUAAGCAUAACGACAUGGACGACCUGGAGCGACUGCUGAAAGAACAGGAGAUUGAAGAUCAAAAGAAUCCACGCAAGGCUCGUGUAACUCGGCGUUUCAUUGUCGUCGAAGGGCUGUACAUGAACACCGGGACCAUUUGCCCGCUUCCGGAAUUGGUUAAAUUAAAAUACAAGUACAAAGCAAGGAUCUUUCUGGAGGAAAGCCUUUCGUUUGGAGUCCUGGGGGAGCAUGGCCGAGGAGUCACGGAACACUUUGGAAUCAAUAUUGAUGAUAUCGACCUGAUCAGUGCCAACAUGGAGAAUUCGCUUGCUUCCAUUGGGGGAUUCUGCUGUGGCAGGUCUUUCGUAAUUGACCAUCAGCGACUCUCUGGCCAGGGGUACUGCUUUUCUGCCUCGUUACCGCCCCUGCUGGCCGCUGCUGCCAUCGAGGCCCUCAACAUCAUGGAAGAGAACCCAGGUAUUUUUGCAGUGUUGAAGGAAAAGUGCAAACGAAUUCAUAAAGCUUUACAAGGCAUCCCUGGAUUGAAGGUGGUGGGGGAGUCCAUCUCGCCAGCAUUUCACCUCCAGCUGGAAGAGAGCACUGGGUCUCGAGAAGAAGAUGUUAAGCUACUUCAGGAAAUUGUCGACCAAUGCAUGGACAGAGGCGUCGCGCUAACUCAGGCGCGCUACUUGGAGAAAGAAGAGAAGCACCUCCCGCCUCCGAGCAUUAGGGUUGUUGUCACGGUGGAACAGACAGAAGAGGAGCUGGAGAAAGCCGCGGCCACCAUCAGUGAGGUGGCCCAGAGCGUGCUGCUUUAGUCCGCGCCCGGGGCCUGGCGGCCGCUCGCCACGCGACACGCAGACCGGCCCCGAGGUCCCUGCGGAGCGAGCCGGAAGGGGGCCUGCGGGCGCUGGACGGGGUGUCGCUAGACGGCGUGGGUGCCAGCUCGUGGUAGGACCCCGAGAAGGGUGCUGGUUACUUUUUAAAAGAAAACACAUCUAAAAGCCCAAGAACUGAUUUUUUUUUUUUUAAGAGGAAAACUGAUGACAGCACACAGCUGAGGUUUAAAUUGUGCACUUAGUACUGUUUAAAUGGUUUACUAGCACUAGCAUUUUAUAUUCUUGCUUUUGUUGUCAUUGUUUAAGAAGCGGAGCAUCAGUUAAUCUUCUUCCCCUUCUAAUAGCAAAGACAGUGCAAGCACCCCGUAAUACUUCACAGAACCGUGUCCACGACGCGAAGGCUUACAGGCGCUGCAGCGUAUGUGAAACAAAGUGUGUUCUUUUGUUUCAAGGUCUAAUUCAGCCACACCUCGUUCAGUCCUCGUCUUGUGAAGCUCAGUGGUGGCUAAUAUAUAAAGGAACACUUUUUGUGUGAUUAUUAUAGACUUUCAUUAUAAUAUAUUUGACUCCUGGAAUUUUUAUAUGCACUAAAUACUGAUGUUACACCGUUUGUAGCAGUGAGUCCUAGCACCCUGACCGGAGGACAGUUGUUUUACUUUCUAAGUGAGCAAUAAUGUAAAUCAAAUACUACUUUAUUUUAAUAUAAUGACCUUUACAUUUAUUAUGUGUUGACUUCUAAUCUGUUUUUGGAAGAGGGUUAUUGUAAUGAUCCCAAAACAGAAACCGUGUCCUUGAUAGUUCAGAAGAUCUUGAACGUACUGUUUUUUUGUAUAGUGGGUUUGCUUAGAGGCACACAACUACAGGCUUUUUCUAAGCUAAGGAAAAACAAGACCUUUAUUUCUUUUCAGCUUAUGAAACUCCAGAUAUCUAAAAAAGAUGUGAAAGCACUAAAAAUAAAAUUUUUAAGCUGUGCUUUAGCUGUUUUUUCGUUAGCAAACCAGGUUAGGUGGUAGAAAUGUGUGUGACACGUGCCACGAGACAGCAGACAAAUGUCAUACUGGUAUUCCUUCUGUUAUUAAAGGUAAAGAAAUAAAAUUGUAAAGAAAAAGAAAAAGUCAUUUUUAUAAUCUAUGUUCAUAUUAACAAAUGGUCUUCACCAUCUUUUUAAAUAACGUAUAUUUUUUAAUGUUUAGUUUCUAUUUUGCUUGAGGUAUUUUGUACGUAUGUGCCUUGUGAUUGCUGCUGCUUUAAAGAAUCCAGUACUCUUUGGGGGAUGGAUCUGUUUUGUUUUUUAAUGAAAUAAACCUACAUUCCUGAUAA